AUGACGUCUCUCAACUUUAACAAUAUAGAGACCUUGACUGGCUCCAACUUCAAGAAAUGGAAGGAGGAUGUCGAGAUUGUGCUUGGUCUCAUGGAUCUUGACCUGGCACUGAGGGAAGAAAAGCUUAAAGCCAUCACUUCCAAGAGUACUGCAGAUGAAAAAGUGAAGCUUGAAAAAUGGGAGAGGGCAAAUCGAAUGUCCAUGAUGAUAAUGAAGAAAGCAAUGGCUCAGUUGGUCAAAGGGGGUAUUCCUAAGACUGACAAUGCAAGGGAAUUCUUGGCUGCAGUAGGAGAGAAGUUUAAGGAGUCAGAAAAGGUAGAAAUUGGGACCUUCCUUACGCAAAUAACAUCAAUGAAGUACAAUGGUGUGGGAAGUGUCAGAAAGCAUAUAUUGAAGAUGGUUGACCUUGCCCAGAAACUGAAGGAUCUUAAAGUAUCUAUGACUGACCAAUUUUUAGUCCACAUGGCUUUAAAUUCUUUACCUCCUAAAUAUGGGCAGCUCAAAUUCUUAUACAACACUCAAAAGGAUAAAUAG
Malus domestica (apple) is the source of this 534-nucleotide messenger RNA. Lineage: Eukaryota; Viridiplantae; Streptophyta; Magnoliopsida; Rosales; Rosaceae. The record is from RefSeq and is a predicted model, not a curated record.